Molecule: messenger RNA, 4679 nt
Organism: Mustela erminea (ermine)
Lineage: Eukaryota; Metazoa; Chordata; Mammalia; Carnivora; Mustelidae
Gene: WNT7B
Product: Wnt family member 7B
Exons: 4
Coding region: 1008-2705 (565 amino acids)
Biological process (GO): positive regulation of JNK cascade; canonical Wnt signaling pathway; neuron differentiation
Cellular component (GO): extracellular region
Molecular function (GO): cytokine activity; frizzled binding
Source: RefSeq, a predicted model, not a curated record
GUCUGUGAAGGCGCACCGGGAACCUCCCCCACUUGUGCACAAGCAGCCAGCACACAGAUGUGGAACCCUGGGGGAAGCUUCCACACCAGCAGGGAGGGAGAACUGGGGCCUCACCACACCUUUGGGGAUCAGGGCCCCAAGAGGAGGUUUGCCUCAGGUUUUGAGCAAUUUCAAAACAAAUGGCUUUGGGGAGUCACGGUUCCUCACUUUUGGACUGAACAGCCUCCAGCCCUCGGGGAAGCCCAAGCCAGGGCAGGGACAAGCCAUUGGAAUCCAGGCACUCUCAGCCCUGCUCCAUUCCCGCCCUGGGAGAGGCAGAGGGGUCCGGCGGGAUGAAGGUGAAGGGGCAGCCCCCUGCGUCUGGAUGCUGGGCAGGAAUCUCCAGGCCGCGUCUAGAAGGUGGGAAAUGCCCCAUCCCUGGACCACGGGCCAUAUCCGCACAGACCUCUCGGCCUCAUCCCUGCCUUGUGCUCCGCGGACAGGGUCCGCACUGUCUCUGCAAGAUCAUCCGUAUAUAGCUAGGCGUGGCACACAGCAGGAGGUGGGACUCAAAACCUCAAAAUAAGAAGUGGGUUUCUGGCUUUUAAAAAAAUCACGGGAAGAAUUGUUUAGGAAGUGGGUCCUUGUGAAUCUGCUCCUCCCUACACCUCCCCCAAUCGACCCGACAAAGGAGAGCAAAAGAAGCGAGAGGGGGAAGCCAAAUUUGGGGUUCUCCAUGAACCAAUUAGGGGUGCCCUUUCACUGCCUCUCCAAAGAGGCGCGGAGGCAGAACCCUACAGAGACACCAGUGCGCAUGUGCACAGGUGAGUCCUGCCGGACCCGGCCUGGUUGUCUGGGGUGAGCGUGUGCGACUCGCAGCCCGCCUAACCAAACCCAGGGGCGCGCGCGGGCGAAGGUUCAGCACCCACAGUGCGUCUGUGCGCACACACCUGCGCCCUCACAGACGCGCCCACGCUCCCGCGGGCACACGCAGGCACACGCAGGCACACGCAGGCACAUGCAGGCACAUGUAUGCGAACGCGAGAACAGACUACCGAGCACAGCCCCCCAAGAGGAGCGCACGCCCCCGCGCAGUUACGCCGAGGUGCCUCCCCCCCCAGGUGCACCUUCCAGAGCCGGCGGGAGCUGUGUGGUUCGCUGAAGCUGGGCGGGGAGGUGGGGGGGAUACGGGCCAAGGCAGUUUGGGCAAGCCCUGGGGGCGGCUCCUGUCGCACGCUCUGGUCAGCCUCCCCUUUAAAAAACCCGCCCGCAGAGGAGGCGGAUGUAGGGGCGGCCCGUCCAAUGGCAGCUGCGCGCCUCGAGAGACUUGGAGACUUGAGCCAGAGCGAGCGACAGAGCCGGUUCCGACCGAUCGACGGACGGAGGGCCAGACAGCCGCCGAGGCGCACCCGCUGCCCGUCCCCUUUCUCCGCGCUCCAGCCGAAGCGCCCGCCGCGGCCCCAGCCCCAGCCCCAGCCCCAGCGCGAUGCUCGGCCCUGGCGGCGGGGCACGGACGAAUCCUGCUCUGGGGCCCGCGCGCCGGGGUCCCUAGCGCCUGGCGUCGUCGCCCCACCUCGGGGAAGGCCGCGGAGACCCCGGCCUCAGCUGGCCCCGGCGCCCUGCCCGCCGGGCCCGCCAAGCCCUUCCAGGAGCGCCGGCCCACCAUGCUCCUGCUGUCGCCGCGCGGCGCGCUCCUGUCGGUGUACUGCCCGCAGAUCUUUCUCAUCCUGUCCAGCGGCAGCUACCUAGCGCUGUCGUCCGUUGUGGCCCUGGGAGCCAACAUCAUCUGCAACAAGAUCCCUGGCUUGGCCCCGCGGCAGCGCGCCAUCUGCCAGAGCCGGCCCGAUGCCAUCAUCGUGAUUGGGGAGGGGGCGCAGAUGGGCAUCAACGAGUGCCAGUACCAGUUCCGCUUCGGACGCUGGAACUGCUCCGCCCUCGGCGAGAAAACCGUCUUCGGGCAAGAGCUCCGUGUAGGGAGCCGCGAGGCCGCCUUCACCUAUGCCAUCACCGCGGCUGGCGUGGCGCACGCCGUCACGGCCGCCUGCAGCCAGGGGAACCUGAGUAACUGCGGGUGUGACCGCGAGAAGCAGGGUUACUACAACCAGGCCGAGGGCUGGAAGUGGGGCGGGUGCUCCGCCGACGUGCGCUACGGCAUCGACUUCUCCCGGCGCUUCGUGGAUGCCCGCGAGAUCAAGAAGAAUGCCCGGCGCCUCAUGAACCUGCACAACAACGAGGCCGGCAGGAAGGUCCUGGAGGAGCGCAUGAAGCUGGAGUGCAAAUGCCACGGCGUGUCGGGCUCGUGCACCACCAAGACGUGCUGGACCACGCUGCCCAAGUUCCGCGAGGUGGGCCACAUGCUCAAGGAGAAGUACAACGCGGCGGUGCAGGUGGAGGUGGUGCGGGCCAGCCGCCUGCGGCAGCCCACCUUCCUGCGCAUCAAGCAGCUGCGCAGCUAUCAGAAGCCCAUGGAGACGGACCUGGUGUACAUCGAGAAGUCGCCCAACUACUGCGAGGAGGACGCGGCCACGGGCAGCGUGGGCACGCAGGGCCGCCUGUGCAACCGCACGUCCCUGGGCGCGGACGGCUGCGACACCAUGUGCUGCGGCCGUGGCUACAACACGCACCAGUACACCAAGGUGUGGCAGUGCAACUGCAAGUUCCACUGGUGCUGCUUCGUCAAGUGCAACACGUGCAGCGAGCGCACCGAGGUCUUCACCUGCAAGUGAGCGCCCCGCCGGCGCGCAUGCGCACACCGCUCGGCGCGCCCCCGCCGCCCCCCACUGCGGGGGGCUCCUUCCCGCCCCGCUGGUCUCUUGUGGCCGAGCCCUGUCCCGGACCAGCCCAGAGGUGUCCCUCUGGGGCCUAGGGAGUUCCUGCUUUUCUCUGGGGAAGCGGACCCUCCGGGACUCGAGCCCCCCCCCCCCCCCGGUGGCAUGGACGACGUGGAAAUGCCAUGCGGGCCGGCCGACGCCACGCGGGCCCCCACGCGGGACCCUUCCCCUGGCCGCACCCGCCGCCCGGGGCCUCGGGGUGGCCCGGGCAGAUGUUGACCAAGUUUAUUUAUGUGUCGUUAGUAUCAGAGAAGAGUAGCACUAAGGCAUAGCCGGUCCUAAGUGUACCCCGUGUGAGCGCAGCCCCUGGGACCCCCACUUGCUCUCCCGUUUCUGGACCCGAGGGAGCAUCCCCCCUGCACAGCACCCUCUGACCCUGCCCCCAGAGGGCCUCUGAGGAGAGCCACGGACAGGGACCCUUCUUGAAAAUCGUAUCACACAAAUCAAAAUGUCCCCCACCUCAGGCUCCAGGAGUGCUGCGUCCCCUCCCUAAUGCUGUCCCCCCUGCCCAGUGCCCCCGCCAGCCCAGCAGCCUCAGUUUACAGAGCCCACUCCUGCCCGGAGCCAACUGGAAGCCUUGGACAGCCCUGCGCUGGCUGGCGGUGGGCUGGGGGGUGGGGGUGGGUCAGGGGUGUCUGCCUUCUUUGACAGAUGCAGACGCAGAGGCCCCAAAGGGCUCAAGAAUGAGCCAGAGACCCUGAAGUGAUGAGCAGAGGCUCCUGCCUUGGCUCAGGCAUCCUGACCCUGGGCAACAUGCUCUGGGGACACCCAGGGUGGCUUGAGACUGCCCCCAUGUUUUGAGAAAUCGGGCUGUACCCCUCCUUCCCUGCCGCCAGCCGCACAGGGACCUGUACCCCCAGAGAUGCCUGCUGGGCCUUCUCUAUAGCCUCUGUGUCCAGUCCUACUCCUUGGACCCUGACUCCAAUGCUGAGAAAGCUCAGAGCCAGCCUGCUGUCCCGGCAGGUGUCUGCGCUCCAGACCCCUCCCCCAGGGUCCCUACCUACACACCCACCCUCCCCUGAAGUUCAACUCACCCUCAAACUUGAGAGGGGGCCUUGCUCAGGUCUCAUGUGCGGGCUGGGGAGAGGCCCGAACCCUGGGACUCGGGGCUGACGUGUCCUCUGCGAACACGUCCACCCUCCCUCGGGGAGUGGCUUGCCGGCAAGGGUGGUGUGCGGCUGGCUCCUGGUGUGUUGCCCUCCGCUGCUCGUGUGUCCACCCCCCGGCCCCCAGUUUAGGGUAUUUUCAUGCAGAAACCUGUGGAAAUGUGUCCUCAGGCAGCUGACAAGCCAAGUGGGCCCGACAUUAGCCUGGGGUGAGUGACACUCUCUGGGCCCUGGCCCUGGCAUCUACCCCGUGGGGAUGCCAGGACACUCCAUCAGCUGCUGUUCCCGGCACCUCCAGGCCACGGUGAACGCCCCGCCCCGGUCCCCCUCCUCUCCGGGUCCCAGGACACUCCUCCAAGUCCACAGGCUCGGUUAACUUAUAUUGUUAUAUAGCGUCGAAAUGUCUAUCGUGUCUUUUAAAUUAUUGUGACCUACACUGGGUACUGGAGGGAGGGGACAGCCUCACGCAGUGCCCCGAGCCAGGCUCCUCCUUCUGCUUGAAAUGGACUCUUGGGGCCCUGGAUGCCAUCGAGUCACACGUAUUAUCCAGGCGCCUCUGCCGAAACCCUCCUCAAGAGUCUGUCAGCGGCAGCCCCUCCCUCCGGUGAAAGGGGGUCAGUGUGGCCCGGGUGGGGCGGGGGCGGUCGGGGCACUGCGUGUCCCUGUGGCCCUCCCACUUGAAGAGAGCUGGUGGGUUUCGGAUGGGCUGUGUCCUGCCUUCCCCGGAGGGGAGCGUCCGGUCCCAAUAAAGCUGGAAUCAGAA